Messenger RNA from Vigna radiata var. radiata (mung bean), 462 nucleotides. RefSeq lists its product as uncharacterized. The record is from RefSeq and is a predicted model, not a curated record. The transcript has 2 exons. The coding region runs from base 1 to 462 and encodes 153 amino acids. NCBI's taxonomy places the organism in Eukaryota, Viridiplantae, Streptophyta, Magnoliopsida, Fabales, Fabaceae.
AUGCCGGAAAAACCUACUCCGAACCUGGAAAAAUAUGAUGGCUCGACGGAUCCCGAUAACCACCUCAGGAUCUUCACCAAUGCGAUGGCAUUCUACACAAAUAAUGAUUCAGUCAUAUGCAGGGCUUUCUCCUUAUCAUUAAGGGGUGAAACACUAGAAUGGUAUAGUAAACUCCCCUCAAACAUGAUAGACUGCUUUGCCACAGUAGAAAUUCUUUUCAGGAGGCAGUACGCCUCCAAUCGGAGACAAGAGAUGACACUAGCAGAAUUGUUGUAUGCCAAGCCACCAAAAUCUAUGGAGGAACUCGAGGAAAAUAUCGCUGAAUUUAUUCGCAUUGUGGACAUGAAAAACUCAAGGAAGAAGCAACAACAAGAAGUCCCUACCAACGAGAGUAAGAAGGAGGCGAAGCGAUCUUCUAAUAGUGGCAAGAGCGAAAGGCUUCCUCGAAAGGAAUUAGCCUAG